Molecule: messenger RNA, 6712 nt
Organism: Closterium sp. NIES-67
Lineage: Eukaryota; Viridiplantae; Streptophyta; Zygnematophyceae; Desmidiales; Closteriaceae
Source: the annotation of a GenBank genome assembly
AUGUGCUCUGCAGUAGCUACAGUUCGUUGCGUUCCCUCUCGCUCCUCUUCGCUUUAGAGUUCAACAUUAGUGCUAAUAUCGAGCCUCGCGCCUCCUCGAGCUUCGCGGGUGCGAGAGGGACACACACCCCCUCCGCGCCACCCCGAAAUGGAAAAUCCUCGGAGAGGCUUAGCGGAGCUACUGGCGCCGUCCCCGAUACAACCCACCCCGAUUUUGGAGAUAAUUAGUUUGGAGGAAUUCGACCGUGGAGCGAGGGAACGCUGUGGGCUCGAGCCGGUGCCAGCGCAACAUGCGGCGGAUUUUCAGGCUGCCGUGGAUUAUAUCCUGCGGGGAGAUGUCGAAGGUGGGAUUGACGGGAAGGGAGCGGGUUUGGCGGCGGAAGAAGCGGAAGGGCGGUUGGGGAAGGAAGGCACGGGAACGGUAGUAAGAGAAGGAAGAGAGGUGCUGGAUGAAACCGGUGAUGUCGUCAUGGCGGAUAGCAAUACCGAAGACACGCAUUCCGCGGAUAAGCUUCUAGAGGCGGCCGCCAGUGAGAGAUGGACACGUGGAGGGUAUCUAGACCUGCACCGAAUCAGCACCUUCUUGGAUCGUCACAUGGCAAAAAUCAGCGAAUCUAGUGCCCCAAAAGAGGAUGCUCUGGGGAGCACUAGCAACAACAGCAGCAGCAGCAGCAGCAGCAGCACUCCUGUGGGCGAAGGUCUUAUUGGCAGACUAGGACCGUCCAUAGUCUACAUGUUGCGGAGCUCGUUUUCCGGGGAGAUUAAAGUGGAGGGAGGCGGGCCUUGGGGCCCCGCGGAGAGGCCAGGGGGAGGGGGCGAGGGGGAGGCGGAGGGCGGGGGUGGGGGGAGCAGCCGCGGGCGGGGGAUCUCGGAUGCUGCGGCGGCGCUGAGGAGCAUCUGGGGGGAGGAGGACAUGGCGGGGGUCGACUUCGAGGGGAUGGAGUGGGCGGGAGGCGGAGGGGGAGGGGGAGCAGGAGGAGGGGGGUCAGGAUGGGAAGGGUUGGUGCUGGAUUCGUUGAGAACAGCAGCAGGAGCAGGAGGAGGAGGAGGAGGAGGAGGAGGAGGAGGAGGGGCAGCAGGGCGCAUCAGAGGAAGAGGAGGAAGGAGAGAAGACCUCGGAGGGGGUCUGGUUCUCGAGAGCCUCAGCAGUUUCAGCAGCGCGCGGGCCAACGUGUGCGUGUACACGGGCCGUUGGAUGUACGAGGCCACUCUAGGCACAGCAGGCAUCCAGCAGAUCGGGUGGGCGACGCUCGCCUGCCCGUUCACUGCAGAGGAGGGAGUGGGGGACGCGCCGGACUCGUAUGCCUACGAUGGCAAGCGGGUGCGGAAGUGGAGCGCGUGGUCCGCACAGUACGGCCAGCCGUGGGCCCCACAUGACGUCAUUGGGUGCUGUAUUGACCUGGAGGGGGGAGGGGCGGCUGAGCAUGCGGGAAUCGAAGCCUCGGGAGCUGCUGCUGCUGCUGCUGGUGCUGGGGGUGCUAGUGUAACUGCGGGUGCUGGUACUGAUGGUGGUAAUGGUGGUGGUGCUGCUGCUGGUGGCAGGGCUACCAGUGGCACGGCAGUGGGGAGGGUCUCAUUCUACCGCAACGGGGUGUGUCUGGGAGUGGCGUUCACGGGAGUGCGCGUCCUCCAGAGGGGCCUCGCCUACUUUCCUGCCGUCUCCAUCUCCCACGGGGAGCGCUGCGAGCUCAACUUUGGUGCCCGUCCCUUCCGUUACCCCGUUACCGGGUUCCGCCCAUUACAGUCACCUCCUCGCGUGUGCUGGCCUGUGCCCUCCGCUGCUACAGUGUCACUGGAUGCUGCUGCUGGUACUGCCCCUGGUGGUACUGCCACCGCCGCUUCAGCUGCUGGUGCUGCUGCUAGUGCUCCUGCUCCUGCUGAUGCUGCUGCUGCUCUCACUGCUGCUCCCCUCCAUUCCCCUCCAUCUCCUGCCGACCCCAGCUCUCUCCCCACUCACGUGGGUCAUUUCCUCCUGCCCAGCCUACAGCCCAGCACGCCCCACCAGCACGGCCAUUUAGUCACAGCAGGCAGUGCGGCGGGCUCUUCAGACACAUGUCACUUUGCGUGCUUCAAUGCAGCUGCCUGCUCCUCCUACCUCCUCCAAUGCCUCUCUCGGAUUCUCCAUAUCACGUCCCUUCCCUCCUCACACCCCUCAAAACUAUCCUCCUUCACCUCUCCCCAGGGCUCCUCCCCAUCCUCCGCCCCUGCCUCGCUUCCCCAGAGCCUGCCACCGAACUUGCGACUCCGAACCUGUCCGCUAGGUCCGGACGACGAGGUGCUCCUGGCGGAGAUGCUGUGUGAGAGGCUCGGGCCGAUGCUGCUGGCAGGGGGGGCUCGUAUGGAGGUACAGAGGCAGAUGGGGAGGAGGAUCGGGGAAGGGAGAGGGGGAGGAGGAGGGGGAGAAAGUGUGGGUUUGGUGCGAGGGGGGUACGCUGUAUGGGCGGCGCUGCUUCCUUUCCUCCUUGAUGUGUUUCAGCAGCAGCAGCAGCAGCAGCUGCAGCAGAAGCAUGCAUUGCAUUUCUUAGACAGAGUGAUGGACACGCUUCAUUUGUGUCUGGAGGAGCACGAGUGGGCUGGCAUCAUCCCCGCCCUGAUGGACGCCCUAGCCUUCCACUCCCGAACCACCCUCGUAGGCUCGGCGGCACCCGCAGCACCGAACCUAGCAGCAACAGGCGCAGAGGCGGUCACAGCAGUGGCAACCGCACCUGCAUCAGGAACGGCAGCAGGCUCGGGACAACCCCAAGAGGCUUGGCGAGAGGGGUGGGACCCAUACCCGUACCUCGCGCUGGCCUGCCACUUAGCUAAGCGUCAGGAGGUGCUAAGUGCGUGGUGGGCUGCAGACGGGUUUCCCACCACUAUGGAGUCGUUCUUAACUCGCAAAGUGCCCACGCGGGUUGACUUGGAGCGCCUGUUCCCCGUGCUGUGGUGGAAAGGGUGCCAGGAGGAGGACUGCAGGGAGGCCAGCAUGGACGAGUCCAAGCAGGCGUUUCUGAAGGCGACUUCUCGGGUGGAGUCCUGCCAAGUCUCCCUCUGCCGCUCCCUCCUCUUCUUCGUCCCCCCGAGGAGUAUCACAGGCGCUUCGGCUACUUACUCGCUUUCCACUGGGGGUGUGCUGGCGCCGUUUUUAAGGAAUCUGAUUCGCAAGAACCGGGCGGCCAACAGGAACAUCGUGCCGCCCGGGCUCUCGGACAGCAGCGUGCUGGUGACGGCUUUUUUUGUCCUGUUGCGGCUGCUGUGGGCGGGACUGGUUGGCUCAGGACGCGGGAAACUGCAGAAGACAAAGAAAAUCAAGGCUUUGAGAGAGUCAGGGGGUUUAGAAGGGUCAGGGGGACUUGGGGGGUCAGGAGCAGGAGUUGAGAUAGGUGGAGAAGGAGAGGUACCGGGGGAAGCAGGGGGAGGAGGGAGUGGAAGGGAGGGAGAAGCAGAGAGAAUGGAUGUGGACGGUGAUAGAGCGAGGGCAGAGAGGGACAGUCAUAGUGUGGAAGCAGGGGAGGUGGGGAGAGAUAGGCGGAACCACGGGGCAGGUGCAGCAGGGUGUGGGGAGGGGGACGAGGAGGAGGAGGAUGAAGAGGAGGAGGAAAACGAGGAGGAAGAGGAGGAGGAGGAAAACGAGGAGGAAGAGGAGGAGGAGAGCGAGCAGCUAUCGCUGCUACCUUGGCCUCGAACCCCCUCUGGAACCAUCAGACACACCAAGUCCCGCAUCACCACCGCCACUGCCGCCACUGCCGCCACUGCCGCCACCACUACAGGUUACGUGCAGCGUUGUGGGCGCUGGAAGUUUCCUGUCGCCUUCUUCCUGCAUCCGGACCUGCACUACUUUGACUUGCCGCGCCUGGGGGGGCUCUUCAGCCACGUGGCAAAGACUUUCCCCCUCUCCGCGCCGCAGGACUUUGCCAGCGUGGAAUGGACUGAUGAUGACGUGGAUGAUGAUGAUUGGGCGGCUAGAGAGGAGGGGGAGGGGGAGGGGGCUGAGGAGGUGCAGGGGAGAGGGAUGGGAGGAGUGAAAGGGGAGGGAGCAGAAAGAAGUGACAGAGGGAUGAAGGAAGGAGACGAGAAAGGCGAGGAGGAGGAGGACGAAGACGACGACGAUGACGACGAGAGGGAGGUGCUUCUAAUGGACAUGCUGGUGCUGCUGUUCCACUUGAGAGGUGUUGCUGCGUUCAAACAGUCCGCCCUGCUAUCCCAGGGCAUGGUGCAGGCCAUAUCGCAGCUGGAGGAUGCAGACAGGCAGAUCAAUGCGGCCAUGGGGCAACGGGGCCGAGGGGAAGGGGCACCGGGAGAGGCACUUGCAGGGGCAGGAGCAGGAGCAGGGGCGGUGGCGGGGGCAGGGGCAGGGGCAGGGGCAGGGGGAGGGGCAGGGGGAGGGGCAGGGGGAGGGGUGGUGGGGGCAGGGGUGGGAGUAGGGGGGCUAGCGGGGGAAGAGGCAGGGACAGGGGCAGACGGUGGGGCGGCAGGGGAAGGGGCAAGGGCAGGAGCGGGUGCUGCUGCUGCAGCAGCAGGAGCAGCAGCAGCAGGCACAGCUGCAGGAGUAGGUGUGAGUGCAGUGGCAGCAUUAGGGGGAGUAGUGCGUACGUCCAGGGGAGGUUCUAUCCAGGGAGGUACAGCUGGGGGAGGUACAUCUACACGAACAUCUAGGGGCGGGUUGGGGGGUUCAGUGCGGGCCCAGCAGUUGAGGGAAGCAAGGCAGGUGUUUAGGGAGGAUGUAGAUGAGAGUGUGAGGCAGGCAGUGUGGUGGAGAGCGGUGCUGGGCGGUGCGGCAUGGAAGCAGAGGGCGGUGGUGGGGGUGUGCAGGCGAGUGAGCUCGCUGCUGCUGGCUGCCAGCAAGCGAGGUCACAUCUUCGCCUACGUGCCCGAGGUCUACCUGGAAACCAUGGUCGAGUCCUUCCAUGCCUUCAGGCGCUGCGACCCUCCGCUCUUCCGACUCCGCCGCUCCGUGCACGCCCUCGCGCCCUUCAUAUCCUUCCUGCUCACGCGGUUCAGCGACUCUAGAAUCGCCAACCCGGACACCAAGGACCAGCUGCUACAGACACUCUCGGUGCUGCUGCAGCUGCCGCCCUUCUCCAUCGCACUAGAGACGAACAAGGCCGCCCGCACUUGCCUCAUGCCCAGCCUUCUCAACGCGUUUGACCAGCGCUUCUGGAUACCCGUUUCCCAGAUUCUCCUCCGCCUCUGUGUGAACAACCCCUUCGGCGGCCCCUCCAGCUUCCCCUCGCUCUCCCUCUCCUCCGCCUCCUCCACACUCUCCCUCUUCUCCCCGCUCUUCCAGCACUCCCUGCACCAGCUGCACCUGCACCAGGCGCACCUCUUCUCGCCCUUUCUGAACCGCCUCUUCAACACCCUCAACUGGACGCUCACCGAGUUCUCAGUCUCCCUCAAAGAGGUCCAGGACUUGUAUCACCAGCAGGAGGAGCAGCAGCGGCGGAGAGGGCGGCAGCAGCAGCAGCAGCAGGCGUGGGAUCUGCAGCACCGCAAGUGCAGUGUGAUGUUUGAUCUGACAUGCAACCUUGCCAGGCUGUUUGAGGUGCUCUGUGAGGCCGUGCCUGAGGUGUUUGUGAACGUGGGGGGAGGAGGUGGGGGAAAGGGGGAGAUUGCGCUGGAAGAAAGUGGAGCAGGAGGAGCAGGAGGAGCAGGAGGAACCGAAGGAGGAGGAAGCGGGGAAAUGCGAGAUGAUUCAGGAGGAGAGGAGGGGAGGAGGAUGGUGGCUGGGCUCAAUACCCCGGGCGAGAGGGAGGGAGGAAGAGAGUCCGAAGAGUCAGCAGCUGCUGCUGCUCCUGCCUCCUCCGCCUCUCCCUCCUCCCCCUCGUCCUCGAAUGCCAAUGUUGACCCGGAGAUGAAUCGCAUGCGCCUCUUUGAACUCCUCAUCUUCAUCCUCAACCACACCUGCUCGGGUGCCGAUGCCCGUGCCUUGGAUGGUGUGUUGCACGGCCACGUCUCGCCUUCCGACCGCUCCUCAAGACCCAUGGUCCUCGCCCCCCUUGUCGGCAUCAUAGGCUGCCUCUACUCCCAGGCACGGCAGGCCAAUGAGGAUGCGCCAGCUGGCAUGGUGCAGUCGGUGCUGCAAGCGGAUCCCUCCCUGGACUGCGUGAAGGGAUUGGAGUACCUGCUUGGGUUUGACUGGAAGGCGGCCUUCAGCAGCCCCCCAUCCUCAUCCCUCUCGGAUCUCCGCCUCUUUGUGGACCACUUGAAGAGGGAGCAGGCCGCUCGCAAAGCGGCUGCCGAGGCUGCCGCCACUGCCAGCCGUGAGAGGAAGGGCAAAGAGCAGGCGCAGGAGCAAGGAACCACCGAAGGGGGGAUGGCUGGAGCAGGUGCUCAGGCAGGGGAGGGAGAGGGCGAGGAGGAGGAGGAAGGCGAGCUGUGCAGCAUCUGCUACGCGGCUCCCAGCGACACUCAGUUCGUCCCCUGUGGUCACUCCUCAUGCGACCGCUGUGUGGCACGGCACCGCUUGAACAGCCCUCGCUGUUUCUUCUGCAAUGCUGUGAUCGAGCGACUAGCGGCGAAGCAGUGAUCCUAGGUGAGCUCCGUGCUGUAGCAUCUUCUGUGCAGCUGUGCUGCAUCUACACUAGCUUCACCCCCCGUGGUCAUUUGACUGGCACGGUGCACGGUAAUGAAUUGGCAGAGUGGUGCCAAUUCUCCUUCUGUAAUGCUGUGAUGGAGUGGUUGAUUGGCUGCUGUGCACUAAUUGAAUGGCAAGUUCGAAACACAGACAGACACUA